ACGAGUUAGAACUGCUGAUGUUGACCAGCUCUCGCGAACUCUCGGGGCGGACGUUGGGACCAUAAUAUCUAUUUAUCACUCUCCGCUCGCAUGUUUUGAUUCCUGAAAGUUGCUUUCAGUGGACUGCUUUGUAAAAUGUCGGCUGUGACGCCGCCUGUAAACGACCGGUGUGUUUUUCAUCGACGUGAAUUUGAAGAGCUGCCGUCAGUGAACCAGAGAGGAGGAAGGCACAUCGCUCAACCUGUCCACGGUGCGAGGCAGACCGCACAACACCACCAGCGACACCGGGUGGAUGGCAGCCAGACCCAACCUCGACCGCCCAGCGAUCCCACUGCCAGAUGGCCCCAUGUGGACGACCCCACCACCAGAGAGCCCCAGCUGGACGACUGCGAGCGGAUGGGGACUCUGUUUGGGAUGCUAAACAAGUGUCUUCGGGGGAUGGGCUUUAGCCAGAUGUACUUUGGGGACAAGAUAGUGGAGCCAGUAGUGAUUGUCUUCUUCUGGCUGCUGCUCUGGUUCCUGGGUAUUCAGGCCCUGGGACUGGUGGGAACUCUGUGCAUCAUCAUCAUCUACAUCCAGAAGUAAUGAGAGCUUGUGAUCAAUGGAGCCUGCUGUUUUCUUUGGUUAAUACUUGCACAUGCUGGACUCAUUUAAUUCUAAUGGAUGUUUGGAUUGAAAUAUGCAGUGGAUCUGUGCUUAAGGGGGACGUCUUGGAGAGGUCUGUAGUGAUAGAGGCUGAUGGUGGUUUUAAAGCUUGUUCAGUGAGGAGUCUUCAGUGUCUGGUCUGGAGCUUCUGCCUCAGUAAAAAGGAGUGGAGCUGUCCUGCUGCCUCUGUUCACAUGACAUAAAUGGUGUUGAUCACUUGAUUUAAAACAAAAACAAAAAACAGGAAGAUAUUAUGGGAAAUGGUUUGUUUGUAUAUGAGUCAGAAGCUACAGAGUGAAAGCCAAAAGUCUCAGUGCUCAGGAAUCAGAACUGCACACUUUUCUGUGUGUCUGUUAAUGUGUGCAAGUGCAGCAGUAAUAUGACUCCAAUAAUCAUAAGGAACAGUGUCUGAAAAUACAUACAGGAUAUGUUACGUUCUUGUGAAACCUUUUCUCUUUAGAAUUUUUACUUUGCAAGACACUAGGGAUGCACAGUUUUUUAUGAUAAACGGAAAAAUUGAAUUAUUGCCCUGAAAUCACACAUUGGUGCAUCUCUAAUAGAUACAGGUGGAAAUCAUCUUCUGAAGGGGGUGGACAGAAACGUGUGAUAUUGAUGAUUUCUCACAUUCAUGGGAAGAUAAGAAAUUGGGAAAGUAAAUGUUUUCAACAGAUACAGUUUAAUUCAGGUAUUCUUGUGUCAACUCUUGUUACAAAGCUUAACUUUUACACUGGAUGGAAACAACAUAUGUAUGGUCUUCCAGUUUGUCUGCUGGUGUGGCCUCACAACAUUUCAUGUUAGACUGACAUACUUAACCUUCACUGAGUAAAUGGAAUACACAACUUUUAUUCAUACAAUAUCAGUAUCAGCAUAUCAGACUAGAUAUUGUGUCUUGGAGUUUUGUUUAUAUAUUGAAAUACCUUCAGUUUGUGUUUUUAGUCUGGAUUAACAUUUAUGUUUUAGUUGAGUGGCGUUAACACUAAAUGCCCCUGUGUAAUCACCAUAUCUGGUUGGGUUUAAGUGUUAGGUGGUAAUAGUCUUCAAGACUGGGAACACACUGCCUGCGUGGCGUGUGCGUGGUGACUGCGGAACAUCUUGGGUCUCGUUUUGGCGCCUAUCUUAACAGGUUAGAGUGACUGCGUAUCACUGCGGUUCCCUGAAUCUGAUUAUGAAAUGAAAACAUAUAAAUAUUAUAUUUUUUUAACCAUUUUAGCAGCUGCAUGUGGAGAGACUGGCAUUUUAGUGACGUUUUCUGUUAAAAAAUAAAUCAGAAAUUAAUUUAUAAUGAAAAGAAAUCCAACAUUGGAGCAGCUGGCUGCUGGCCAUUGUCCAAGGCAAACUCUAUAACAGAUAGAGCUGACAGGAGCAGUGACGCAGCACACACACCGUCAGUAUGAACACUGAAACACAUACAUGCAAGCUGCAGCAGUUCAGCGACACAGCCAUCAUGCACACAUAACACAGGCAGUGUGUUCCCGACAUAAAGAGGACCUAUUUUGGGUGGAGUGUAAUUGGUUGGCAGAAAGUGACAGUCAGCGGUGUCAGAUGUCAGUUUUCGAUACGGAUCAACUGGUCGCCUUCUCCAAUUAUUUUAAUGGUUUGUCAGUAGAGGAUAAAGUUAAACAAGUGGAUCGGGGAAUAAAGUCUGAACUCUCUGGAUCUAUGAAUGCCUCCUCUGUAAGACAUUCUCAGUCAUUAAUGCCAGUGAUAUUACGUGGUCCCAAGGCUUAGCUAAAGUUUGCACAAUUGACUAGACUGUGCCAUUUUGAAGGCUUCCUCAAAUGCAGCCUAGAAAUGUGUCCUUCUUUUUCUGGGCCACGAAGGCUCCCACAGGUGGAUCCUUCGUGGUCCAACGUAUCCCAUGAUUCAUUGCUUGUUGGUGAAGAAAAUAAUAAACCAACAGAGAGCCUGAGGAUUACACUGUUAAACGGUACAACUGUUAAAAAACCAAGGACCUCAAAACCUCAAGUUGUUAUAUACAAAAUUUACAUGUUGUCAAGGUUGCUAGGUGACAGGAGUGGCGCUUUGUGACGCAACGGUAAGGGGUGGGCAGCAGAUGAUGCAAAUCCUCAAUUUGACUGUCUCAUUUCGGUGUGGCCUUCAUGGUCUACAACAGCUAGACCACAUCCUUUGAAGAACGCAGCCCCUGAAUUGGGACACAGCUAUAUUGUUAAGUAAAUGUCAUAUCACUGAUAUAAUAUCACCGUAUGUCCCUUUCAUUCAUUAAAUGUUUGCAUCAAUACUGAGUGAUGCUGUAGUUUAACUGUCUAUGAGCACUUUGGUUUGUUUACAGGCUACUUCUGCUUACAUGCUAAUGUUGCUAACAUUGGUCAAUGGUGUUUACCAUUUUGAAUUAGCCUACUGAGAAUGCCAGCUUUGUGGCUGCUGCUGUUAAUAAUUUAUUGUUAUUAACUCCAUAAUUUGAUUUUUCCUUUGUGUGAGUUUUCAUCAGUUCAUUCAGUUUAAUGACUUGUAAUCAUUAUCUCGCCUAAAAGGUCACCUUUUUAUUGUUUACUCCUAUUCUGACAUCCAACAAUACUAUAAAACAUUUGUUUCCUUAUUCUGGGAUUUCACCCAUUUCACUCUACUUACUGUAAAAUGCUGACGGUCAACAUUUUACAGAUAUGCUCAGAAUACACCCAUUUACCAUUUCCUCCAAAACUGUUCAAUCUAAUGCAAAAUAUCUGCCUAUGAAUGUAGACUAAUUCUUCAGUUGAUACAGGUUGAAGGAAAAUUAGUAAGAUAAAUAUCUACUAGUAUGGGAGAAUGUAAAGGUAAAGGUAAAUUGUAAAGGUUGUCUCAGGUAGUUUUUACAGUUGAAUAUUCUUCACUCCUCUGUUGAUGUUUGUCACAUUAUCACACACUGUAUUCUCACUGAGUUUAAAGAUAACUACUGAGUUUUCCAGGAGAAACAUCAUCACUGUACAGUAUGUUCACUGCUCUUUUACCGUAGCCAUGCUGCAUUUGUCUUUCUUUUAAGAAUCCAUAAUCAAUUAUUUUGGACAUAAAUUUCUGUUUAUGAGGCUUUUGUGUUUAGAGUUUCCUCUGUACCUACAAAGGAAAUGUUGAAUCUAAAUGUUGAAUUGCACUGUGAAGGAAUAAAGAUGAGUGUGUUCCUGAAAAUGA
Messenger RNA from Seriola aureovittata, 3768 nucleotides. It is a transcript of the gene fam241a, whose product is annotated as family with sequence similarity 241 member A. The transcript is spliced from 2 exons. Bases 136 to 585 code for a protein of 149 amino acids. The record is from RefSeq and is a predicted model, not a curated record. Gene Ontology annotation, cellular component: intracellular membrane-bounded organelle. Lineage: Eukaryota; Metazoa; Chordata; Actinopteri; Carangiformes; Carangidae.